CAGAAUGUUUGAAAUCAGCUGACGGACGAUGCCGUACACCAGCGUCAUGGCCGUCGCUCUCCACCUGGCAAACUUGCUGCUGAUCAUAUCGGCGGCGGCCGAGCACAUCAGAGACUUGGAAGUCUCCGAAGGAGUACCAGUAGGCACCAAAAUAGGAUUCAUAGGCGAUGGUACCUCACCUGACAGCGGCCCGCCAUAUUUGAUAGUACCAGUAGGUGCCGCAGUGGAUUCAGAUUUAUCUAUAGACCAGACCACAGGAGAAAUUAAAACAAAAGUAGCAUUGGAUAGAGAAACAAGAGCAAGUUACUCACUUGUUGCCAUUCCAAUGAGUGGAGAUAAUGUAAAGGUUGUUGUAAAGGUUUUGGAUGAAAAUGAUAAUGCCCCUACAUUUCCUAGUAGUUUGGUCAAUAUAGAGUUUCCAGAAAAUACUCCUAGGGAUGUUAAAAGAACCUUGCCUCCAGCCAGAGAUUUGGAUUUAGACAUUUUCAACACACAACGUUAUAAUAUUUUAUCAGGCAACAUAAAUAACACUUUUAGGUUGUCUUCACAUCGAGAACGCGAUGGCGUAUUGUAUUUGGAUUUACAAAUAAACGGCUAUUUGGAUAGAGAAACUUGCGAAUUUUACAGUUUAGUAAUAGAGGCUUUAGACGGAGGCACUCCUCCUUUAAAAGGAGAAAUGACUGUAAACAUAACAAUACAAGAUGUAAACGACAACCCUCCAAUAUUCAAUCAAUCGAGAUAUUUUGCUUCAAUACAAGAAAACUCAACUUUAGGCACAAGCGUCUUACAAGUCUUGGCUACAGAUGACGACGCUGGCGACAAUUCUCAAAUAGAAUACUCAAUAAACCGAAGACAAAGCGACAAAGAUGUUCUAUUCCGUAUCGACGCUUCAACAGGUAUAAUCCUUGUAAACAAGCCUUUAGACUUUGAAACCAAAGAAAUGCACGAACUUGUAGUUGUAGCCAAAGACCAUGGACUACAACCCCUAGAAGCAACCACCUUUGUUUCAAUAAAAGUGAUAGACGUUAAUGACAAUCAACCAACAAUAAAUGUGAUAUUUUUGAGCGAAGAUGCUACUCCUAAAAUCAGUGAAAGUGCGCAACCCGGUGAAUUCGUGGCUAGGAUUAGUGUAAACGACCCUGAUUCAAAAACAGAAUACUCUAAUGUAAACGUUACAUUAAACGGAGGCCAAGGACAUUUCGGCCUCACAACAAGAGACAAUAUAAUAUAUUUAGUUAUAGUCUCAUUGCCUUUGGACAGAGAACUACAACCCAACUACACUUUAAAUGUUAUUGCUACCGACACUGGCACCCCACCUUUGCACGCAUCCAGAACCAUCAACCUACUAAUAACAGAUGUCAACGACAAUACACCAGAAUUUGACCAACAAAUCUAUGAAGCAAAUGUAAUGGAAGUAAGCGAUCCUGGAACAUCAGUACUACAAGUCUUUGCUCAAGACAAAGACGAAGGCAACAAUAGUUUGAUAACGUAUUCAUUGGCGGAACCUGGAAAUACAAACUGGUUCCAAAUUGACAGUCGGAGCGGUUUGAUAACGACGCGCGCGCACGUGGAUUGCGAAACGGAACCGUUGCCGCGUCUUACAGUGGUGGCGACCGACAACGGGUUCCCGCCACUGUCGUCGACCGCAACAGUGCUAGUGACUAUUCACGAUGUUAAUGAUAAUGAGCCGAUUUUCGAUCAGAGUUUUUAUAAUGUCAGCGUGGCGGAAAAUGAAGCUGAAGGAAGGUGUAUUUUAAAGGCCAAAACUGAUCAUGAUGAAGAUGAUCUCCAUUCAUUUGAAGAGUAUUUGAGGAACCAGAAAAGAAAUCAUUCCAGAUUUCAACAGAUAUCCAAAAAUAAAAGAAAUUUGUACGAAUGGGAAAUAGAAACCACGAUAGCCUAUACAUAA
Molecule: messenger RNA, 1909 nt
Organism: Ceutorhynchus assimilis (cabbage seed weevil)
Lineage: Eukaryota; Metazoa; Arthropoda; Insecta; Coleoptera; Curculionidae
Source: the annotation of a GenBank genome assembly